UAGCCUUAAAGGGAUUAUAGAAACCGUAGCCUUUCGGUCAGCCCCAAAUUAUCAAACCCUAAAUCCUACGAGUAUCCAUCCGCUGUCGUCGAGCUCGAUUUGCAGGCAACGGCGGGCGAGAUUUCGACUUUGAUUUACCAGAUUUGGUUGAUUUGGCAACUUCUUUUGGACAUACGCCAUAAUGUCGAAGCGAGGAGGAGAAGAAGGGGAAGAACAGACGAAGAAGAAGAGAGAGGAUAGAACUGAAAAUUCAAAGCAAUUACCGAACUACCUUUCGCAUGAAAUCAUCGACCAAAUACUCUCCAGACUACCCGUCAAGUCUCUGUUACGAUUCAGGUGUGUUUGCAAAUCAUGGUGCUCUUUGAUUUCCGAUUCGAAUUUCGUUAAAACCCAUCUUAGUUGUAUGUCAAGAUCUGAAGAAGAUGAUUAUAAGCACUACAAAAUCAUUUCGCAUAGUCCUUGUGAUGGUUAUCUUCUCGAGUCUUGGUCUCUUUAUUCUGUAUUGUAUGAGAAAUCCUUUAAGCCCGAUCUUGCAUUGCAUUUGAAGAAUAUGCAUCGUGAGUUCUCGUUCGUGGGUUCUUGUAAUGGGUUGCUCUGUAUAAAAUUUCUAGAUGAAGUUUUCAUAUGGAACCCAUCCAUUAGAAAAUCCAAGAGAUUGCCUGAUUCAGGCAUGAGUGUGGGGACAUAUGGAUUUGGUUAUGAUGAGUCCAUUCUUGAUUACAAGGUAGUAGGAGUCUUUUGGCGUACAGGUUUUUUGGUUCCCCAAGUCAUGGUUUAUACAUUAAAGAGUGAUACUUGGAGAAGGAUUCAGGACUUCCCUUGUAAGCAACCACCUUUGGGUUCUGGUAAAUUUGCGAACAAAGCUCUCCAUUGGCCUGUUUGGGGACCAAAUUAUUCUUGGGUGAUUGUUUCUCUUGAUUUAGCAAAGGAGAUAUACGAGGAGGUGGCGCAACCUAAGUACGAAGAUGUUGCAGAAUCUGAAGAUGGUCAGAUUGUUUCUCUUGAUUUAGCAAAGGAAACAUACAAGGAGGGGGCGCAACCUAAGUACGAAGAUGGUGAAGAAUCUGAAGAUGGUGAAGAAUCUGAAGAUGAGGAUUUCAAUUUGUAUUUGGGGAUUUUAAAAGGAUGCUUAUGUGUGCAGCGUAACUACCAUGGAACUCGUGCUCGUGCUGAUCUAUGGGUCAUGAAGGAAUUUGGUGUGAGAGAUUCUUGGACUAAAUUAGUCAGCAUCCCCUAUACCUAUUUCUAUUUCUAUUUGACAGAUUCGGAGGAGGUUGGGUACUCGCUACCAUUGUGCAUUUCUAAAAAUGGUGAAAUUCUGUUGGUAUUAGAUUCUCUAAUUAUAUAUGAUUUAAAAAAGAAUACAUUGAGGUUUCCUUCCUAUAGCGGCUCUAUUUUCCAAUUGGAGACUUAUGUUGAGAGCCUUGUUUCACCUAGUGCUGACAAUGAGCUUCAGGAGUACCAUUAAUUAACAAUUUUUCAAUAGAAAAGGUGGUAGGAUUCUUUCGUGGCACAAGUCGUUUGGUUCCCCAAGUGAAGGUCUAUACAUCAAGGACUGAUACUUGGAGAAGGAUUCAGGACUUCUCCUGGGAGAAACCUCUGGAAUCUGGUAAAUUUGCAAACGAAGCUCUCCAUUGGUCUGUUGGAGUCAGUACCGGAUCAAAUUAUUCUUGGGUGAUUGUUUCCCUUGAUUUAGCGAAGGAGACAUACAAGGAGGUGGCACAACCUAAGUUCGGAGAUGGUGUUUGCAGAGAUGAUGCUAACCAUCGUCUUUAUGGAGAUGGUGAUUACAUUUUGUGGUUGGAGAUUUUGAGAGGAUGCCUAUGUGUGCUGAUGUAUAGGUCAUGAAAGAAUAUAGUGUGAAAGAUUUUUGGACUAAAUUAAUCAGCAUCCCUUAUUUGACAGAUCCCGGGUUUUAUCAGUACUCAGUACCAUUGUGCGUCUCUAUGAAUGGUGAAAUUUUGUUGGAAAUCAGAUUAUCUUUAGAGUUAAAUGAUUCAAAAGAGAGUACAUUUAGGUAUCCUUCCAUUCCUAAUUUACAUUCUUUUCUCGAAGUGGAUACUUAUGUUGAGAGCCUUGUUUCACCUAGUGCCGACAAUGAGCUUCAGGAGUCCCAUUAAUUAACCAAAACAAAAAAUGUUGAACCACCACCUCAUUUAUAACAUACAGUUUUUGUUGUAGCACUUCAUCUUUAGCUCUUCUGCACGAGAGCCUUUUGACAUUUCUUUUGAAAUCAUUUGAAUUUUUUUAUAUUUUAUUUCAUUGUAAGAUACCGGAUGAUUUUUGUUUAAAUUAUCUCGAUAAUUUUAGCAUUUUUAUAUAUUGUUCUUUUAGUUUUUUUUUUUUUUUUAAAAAAAAAAAUCACGUUUCAGAUGAAUGAGUUUCUUGUAGUUUAAAAAGUCUUUGGGCUGUGGUUAGUUUAUGAUUGCUGCCAUAAACUUACAACUCUAUCUGGACAAUAUUUUUGGUUGCGAAGUCGCAACUCUAUCUGCCUGC
Molecule: messenger RNA, 2496 nt
Organism: Cornus florida
Lineage: Eukaryota; Viridiplantae; Streptophyta; Magnoliopsida; Cornales; Cornaceae
Product: F-box/kelch-repeat protein At3g23880-like
Exons: 2
Coding region: 182-1468 (428 amino acids)
Molecular function (GO): protein binding
Source: RefSeq, a predicted model, not a curated record